GACUGAAGAGUGUGUGGAUACUCAAGGGUUGAAGAGUAUCAUCCCUUUCUCUCUCUUAUCUUCUCCAUCAACAUCAUCAAAGAUAAUCAAAGAUCCAACUUUUCCAAGUUAAACAAACAUGAGCAAGAGAAUUCGAGUCAUUUGCACUGAUCCCUACGCCACAGAUUCAUCUUCAGACGAAGAAGAUUGCAACAACAAAAACCCUAAAUUACCCAAACGCAUAGUUCAUCUCCUCAAUCUCCAUCCCCCAACAACUCAACAACCAAAGACUGAGAAUCAGAAUCAGAAUCAGACCCAGACCCAGUUCAAGAGAUUUAGAGGCGUCCGUCGUCGUCCAUGGGGUAAAUGGGCUGCUGAGAUUCGUGAUCCGUUCAAAAAGGUAAGGGUUUGGUUGGGUACUUUUGCUACUGGUGAAGAAGCUCACAGUGCAUAUAUUGCUAAGACUCUUGAGUUUGCAGCUAGACGUAAGGCAGCUGAAUCUACUGCUCAUAAUGUUGUGGUUUCUCCAUUUUCGGUUCUCGAAAAUGAAAUUGGAUGUGUGAUUGAUUAGAAAUAGUAUGAAGUGUGUUUUCAUUUCUGCAAUUUGGUUAAUCUUUUGAAGAUUUUGUGUUUGUGUAUGUAUAUAUGAGUGUUUUAGUUAUAGAUGUAGGGAAAUGAAAAAAGAACCAAUAUAUGUUGGAUCUUUCUGCAACAAGUUAGUUUCAUUUCAUCUUUUUGUUUCAUUUUCAUUGAUGAAGAUGAUGAUGAAGAAGAUGGAGAAUAAGAAACACUUUGUCCUCCUUAAGUUUUUUAAACUUGAGUGAUGUAGGUUUGUUUGUUUGUCUGAUCUUGGUUUAGUUAAAUAACUAGAGAUGUUUAUUUUCAAA
Molecule: messenger RNA, 866 nt
Organism: Impatiens glandulifera
Lineage: Eukaryota; Viridiplantae; Streptophyta; Magnoliopsida; Ericales; Balsaminaceae
Product: ethylene-responsive transcription factor ERF118-like
Exons: 1
Coding region: 119-550 (143 amino acids)
Biological process (GO): regulation of DNA-templated transcription
Molecular function (GO): DNA-binding transcription factor activity; DNA binding
Source: RefSeq, a predicted model, not a curated record